UCACUUCCAGCGGACACGGAAGCGCUGUAGUGGGCAGGCAGUUGUAGUUAGGAAAUCGUGAUGGGACUCCGCUCAGCGUGAGCACCUGACCUACGUGGGCCGAGGGGGCCGGCCAGGGCUCCUGUGGCCUGGACAGAGCGGAGAGUGUGGAGCGGCUUCUAGGCCAGCGCGGACGAGCCCUGGCCGAGCACGCCUCUGGUGCCAGCGUCGCCCCGCCUCCCGGGUAGUACCCGCCCCCACCCUCGGGCCUGGGACCAGGAGGGCACUUUUGCCUGUUGGUUCCGCCUAUCCGCCUUAGGUCCGGGAUAACUGGGUGCAGCAGGUGUGCGGCCCGCCGCCGGACAGCCCACUGGCUGUUUCUUUAAGCCCCUGUCUGCCUCUUCGCGGCCUUCUCUCGAGCUGCUGGAAAGCUGAAGUGGAGCAAUCCGUUCAGAACCUCCAUGGAGAAGUUUGCAAUGAAUUUCGGUGGCGGCCCGAGCAAGAAAGACUUGCUGGAGACUAUAGAGACGCAGAAGAAGCAGCUUCUCCAGUACCAGGUACGGCUCAAGGAUGUGGUCCGUGCUUAUAAAAGCCUGCUGAAGGAGAAAGAGGCGCUGGAGGCCAGCAUCAAGGUGCUGUCGGUAUCCCACGAGGCAGAUGUGGGCCUCGCAGGUGUCCAGCUUCCAGGCCUCGCCUUUCCUGACUCUGUGGAUGACCGGUGCUCCACUCACAGCGAGGAUAGCACUGGGACCGCCACUAGUGUGGAUACGGCCGCCAGUCUCACCAGCACCAAGGGUGAGUUUGGGAUAGAAGAUGACAGACCAGCCCGUGGACCACCACCUCCGAAGUCCGAAGAGGCCAGUGGGUCAGAGAGUGGUGUUAGCAGUAGCAGUGGGGAUGGGCCGUUUGCGGGUGGGGAGGUGGACAAAAGACUGCACCAGCUGAAGACUCAGUUGGCUACUUUGACCAGUUCUUUGGCCACAGUCACUCAGGAGAAGUCCCGCAUGGAGGCUUCUUACUUGGCUGACAAGAAGAAGAUGAAACAGGACUUAGAGGAUGCCAAUAACAAGGCAGAAGAGGAGAGGUUCCGCCUGGAGGGAGAAUUGAAGGGGCUGCAGGAGCAAAUAGCAGAAACCAAAGCCCGACUUAUAACGCAGCAGCAUGAUCGGGCCCAAGAGCAGAGUGACCAUGCCUUGAUGCUGCGUGAGCUCCAGAAGCUGCUGCAGGAGGAGAGGACCCAGCGCCAGGACUUGGAGCUUAGGUUAGAAGAGACUCGAGAAGCCCUGGCAGGACGAGCAUAUGCAGCUGAACAGAUGGAAGGAUUUGAACUGCAGACCAAGCAGCUGACCCGUGAGGUGGAGGAGCUGAAAAGUGAACUGCAGGCCAUUCGAGAUGAGAAGACUCAGCCAGACCCCCGGCUGCAAGAACUUCAGGAAGAGGCCGCCCGCCUUAAGAGCCAUUUCCAGGCCCAGUUACAGCAGGAAAUGAGAAAGACAGCUGUUGCAGAGGAUCGACUCCGUCAGCAAUCUCAGGUGGAAGAACAGAGGGUGGCAGCCCUGGAGAAUCAAAUAUCUGAGGUGUCGGAGCUGCUGGGCACCUACGAGAAAGCCAAGCAGAAAGACCAGCUGGCCAUCCAGAAGCUGAAGGAGCGUAUUCUGCAGCUGGACCUGGAGAACAAGACCCUGGCUCUAGCAGCCUCCAGCAGGUCCCCUCUGGACAGCCAUGGAGAGGAGUCUAGUCUGGAUGUCAAUGUCCUGAAGGAUAAAAUGGAGAAGCUGAAGAAACUGCUGCAGGUUGCAGCCAGGAAAAGCCAGGUGACCCUGGAUGUGGAGAAGCUCUGUGACCUGGAGAUAAUGACCAGCUCGGAGACUGCUGAUGGGGAGAAAGCUACUGCACUCUAUUACCAACAGGAGCUGAAACAGCUGAAGGAAGAGUUUGAGAGGUACAAGAUGAGGGCCCAGGUGGUCCUCAAAAGCAAGAAUACCAAAGAUGGUAAUCUGGGGAAGGAGCUGGAGGCAGCCCAGGAACAGCUCGCAGAGCUGAAGGAGAAGUAUGUCUCCCUGCGGUUGUCCUGCGAGGAGCUUGAGCACCAACACCAGCAGGAGGCUGAGGACUGGAAGCAGGAGCUGGCCCGGCUGCAGCAGCUGCACCGGCAGGAGCUGGAGCGGUGCCAGCUGGACUUCAGGGACCGCACACUGAAACUGGAGGAGGAGCUGCACAAGCAGCGGGAUCGUGCCCUGGCUGUGCUCGCUGAGAAGGACUUGGAACUGGAACAACUGCGUUCUGUGGCCUUGGCCUCUGGGCUGCCAGGACGCAGAAGUCCUGUGGGCGGUGGGGGUCCUGGGGACGUGGUUGACACAUCAUCCUCAGAUAGCCUGACCCAAGCAUUACAACUUGCAGCGGCCAAUGAGCCCACUUUCUUUCUGUACGCUGAGCAGCUGGCCCGCAAGGAGGUGGAGAUCACAUCGCUGAGGAAGCAGAAGCACAGGCUGGAGGUCGAGGUGCAUCAGCUGCAGGAUCGGCUGCUGGAGGAGGGCGAACGGCAUCGUGAAGAGGUUGCAGCCCUGCAAAGCCACAUCGAAAAGAACAUCAGGGACCAGAGCAGGGAGGGAGCCAACCUGGAGUACCUCAAAAACAUCAUCUACCGCUUCUUGACCUUACCUGACUCCCUGGGCCGCCAGCAGACUCUCACAGCUAUAUUGACUAUCUUGCACUUCAGUCCGGAGGAAAAGAAAGUGAUAAUGCGACUCCCAACUAGUGCUAGCUGGUGGCCUUCUGGCAAGAGAUGAUGCCAUUUUCACUUGCUCCUGGAAUCUCUGUCUAACACAAUAAAAGAGGACUGGGUACUAGCUGUUGUUACAGUGUGUUCCAACUAUCACCUCUGGAAAAACUGGGGAAACAGUUUUGGGGAUUGGAAAUAGAAUCCUGAUGAAUGAAUCACUUUACUCCCUCCCCUCUCCGCUCAACCCUCUUCUCCCCCAGGCAGUCUGGUGACCUCGGAUGGAUGGUUUUUGGAGCAAAAAACCCCCUAAGUACAUAAAAAGCCAGCAUAGUAUCUGAAACAAGGUAGGUACCAAAACA
This is a messenger RNA of Cebus imitator (Panamanian white-faced capuchin), 3060 nucleotides long. It is a transcript of the gene GCC1, whose product is annotated as GRIP and coiled-coil domain containing 1. The transcript has 3 exons. Bases 441 to 2768 code for a protein of 775 amino acids. The record is from RefSeq and is a predicted model, not a curated record. Lineage: Eukaryota; Metazoa; Chordata; Mammalia; Primates; Cebidae. Gene Ontology annotation, cellular component: Golgi apparatus.